Messenger RNA from Sugiyamaella lignohabitans, 2556 nucleotides. It is a transcript of the gene OPT2, whose product is annotated as Opt2p. Bases 1 to 2556 code for a protein of 851 amino acids. Lineage: Eukaryota; Fungi; Ascomycota; Dipodascomycetes; Dipodascales; Trichomonascaceae. Gene Ontology annotation, biological process: transmembrane transport. The record is from RefSeq and is a predicted model, not a curated record. Gene Ontology annotation, molecular function: oligopeptide transmembrane transporter activity. The transcript has a single exon.
AUGUCUGCUUCUUCGACUGACGAAAAGGCUGUCGACAUUAAGGUAGCAAGUGGUGAGAUCUAUGAUCCUGAUCUCAUCAACCGUAUUGAGACCACCGCUUCUCUUUUGGGAAUCGAGCUCAAUAUUGAUGAAGUCAACUUCGUUGCUAGCCGAAUCAAUGUUCGUCCCUGGCAAGAGGCUGUCCAACUUCUGAAGGAAGCCUACGAGUAUCACGAAGAAGAUAUCAACAUCGAUUAUGAUGCUUUGAUGAGAAUCAAGAGACUUUCAGAGGGUCCUGAAGGUUCUCCUGAUGUGCCUCAAGAAGAGUUUGAGUUUGAAGCUCUUUUUGAGGCUGUCAUUGUUAGUGACUGGUCUCCAUACGCAGAGGUUCGUGCUGCCACCAGUUUCAUUAAUGACGACCAUAUGCCAGCUGAGACCAUUAGAAUGUACAUUGUGGGUCUUUGUUAUGCCAAUGUUGGUGCUAUUGUUGGUACCUUCUUUGGUAACCGUUAUCCUGCUAUUUCUCUGGGUUUCUUGUCCCUCCAACUUAUUAUCUAUCCUACCGGUAAAUUCCUUGAGUAUAUUCUUCCUGAUUGGGGAUUCAAGUGGGGUGGAAAGCGUUACUCUUUGAACCCCGGUCCUUGGUCUUUCAAGGAGCAAAUGUUGGCUACUCAAAUGAUGAGUGCUGUCGACGGUCCUCCAUUCUCUUUCACUGUAAUCACUCUUCAAAGAGCUACCCAAUUUUUCAAUGAGAGCUGGGCUAGUAACUACGGUUACAUGUUUUUGCUCUCUGUCAGUGCCUCAUUCACUGGUUAUGGUAUUGCUGGUCUCUUGAGAGGUUUGUUGGUUUACCCUGUUCGUUGUAUGUGGUAUGGUGUCUUGCCAUUGCUUUCCAUGAAUCGUUCUCUUGCCACUCAAGAAGUUGCCAAGGAGAAUGUUCACGGUUGGACUCUCUCUCGUUACAGAUUCCUUCUUAUCUUCGUUCUCGUCAGUUUCUGUUACUACUGGUUCCCCGAGUUCGUCUUCCAAGCCCUUUCUUAUUUCAACUGGACCACUUGGAUUUCUCCUAACAAUGUUACUUUGGCUGCUGUUACUGGUGUUUUCAGUGGUCUUGGUUUCAACCCCAUCUCUACCUUCGAUUGGUCUGUUAUUACUGGUGCUGGUAUGGUCAACCCCUUCUACACUACUUAUACUGCCUACAUUGGUCAACUUCUUGGUUUCAUCUGUAUUGUGGCCAUUUACUUCUCCAAGUCCUUCUACACUCAAUACCUUCCCAUCAAUGACCCUGGUGUGUUUGAUAACACCGGUGCUCCUUACAACAUUUCUCGUAUCUUGACUCCCCAAGGCACUUUUGAUGCCGAGGGUUACACCAAUUACUCUCCAGCCUUCUUGAGUGCUGGUAACUUGAUCACUUUUGGUGCUAACUUUGCCAUUUUCACUGCUUCCAUUGUUUAUGCCAUUCUCCACUACAGAAAGCCCAUUCAAGCCAGUAUGAAGUCAAUGUGGAUCUCUUUCAGAAGUUCCAACAAGGCCAGAAAGUUGUACAACGAUCCUUUCACCAGAAACCUUCAAGUCCACCCCGAGGUCCCUGAGUGGUGGUUUAUCCUCACUUUGUGUGUUUCCUUGGCUAUGUUCAUUAUUAUGGUCAAGGUUUUCCCCGAUACCGACACUCCUGUCUGGACUGUCUUCUUCGGUAUCGCUGUCAACUUGGUUUUCAUUAUCCCAUUCGGUCUUCUUUAUGCCACUACCAACGUUUUCCUUGAGGUUGGUGUCUUGGUUCAAGUCUUCCUUGGUUACAUGAUUCCUCACAAUGCCAAUGCCAUGAUGAUCGGUCAAUGUGUUGCUAACAACUUCUGGGAGCAAGCUCAAAACUAUAUCACCAAUCAAAAGCAAACCCACUAUGCUCGUAUUCCUUCCAGAGCUUUGUUCAGAGUUCAAUAUACCGGUACUUUGGUCACCAUUUUCACCACCUUGGCUAUCUUGAGUUGGGAGUUCACUGGUAUCAAGGACUACUGUGAUCCUCUUCAACCUCAAAAGUUCUCCUGUGCUACUGCUAGAUCCAGUUUCGCUUCCAACGUUCUCUGGGGUACCCUUGGUCCUCGUAUCUACUUGAACGGUAUUUACACUGCCUUGAAGUGGUCGUUCUUGAUUGGUUGUUUCCUUCCUGUUCCUUUCUAUUUCUUGCAACGCAAGUGGCCCGAUACAUGGAGACGUUGGAACGUUCUGGUCUUGCUCAGUGGUUUCGCUACUUGGGCUCCUUCCAACCUUUACUAUACCACUGGUAACUUCUACAUUGGUGCUCUCUUCAACUGGUACAUUAGAAAGUACUACUUGGGUUGGUGGAGAAAGUAUAACUACAUUCUUUACGCUGCUUUGAACACUGGUGUUGCUUGGGCUCAAAUCAUUGUGUUCUUUGCUACCAGUUACAACCACAUCGUUGGUAUCAACUGGUGGGGUAACUGGGUUUUCACUGGUGGUGUCAAUGCUACUGGUGCCGACUACAACAGUAUUCCUUUGGAGGCUCCUCCAGCUGUUGGCUACUUUGGACCUGCUCCAGGCCACUUUCCCAGUGCAUAG